Messenger RNA from Pecten maximus, 1364 nucleotides. RefSeq lists its product as uncharacterized. The record is from RefSeq and is a predicted model, not a curated record. The coding region runs from base 474 to 1364 and encodes 296 amino acids. NCBI's taxonomy places the organism in Eukaryota, Metazoa, Mollusca, Bivalvia, Pectinida, Pectinidae. The transcript has 3 exons.
UUGAUAUGAGUGAAUAUGAGUUUUACUGUAGAUGGGGUAGAUUGUGUAUAUGUUUUGACAUGGGUUGUGAUGGUCUAAGUCCGGAAUCUGUUGUCCGGAAAUUAGAGUCCGCCUCUAUCCGCAUAUUAGUGUAUUAGUUACAAGUUCCCAUGUCUACAGUACCAUGUGGAAGCGUCGCUGUCACGCUAUUGUUUUCGGAUAUACUGGCCUCCCUAAGGAUUUUUUACCCUCUCUUGAGGUGUGUGAUGCAAAUAAAGGGAGUCUACAUCGACUUUAUUCGUCCUUUAUGAUUAUGAAGCAUGAUACAUCACAGUAAAAAAUCCUUUGACCUGGCCUGAAGUAGUUUGACCUUGCCUGCUGUAGUUUGACCUUGCCUGCAGUAAGAUGACCUGGCCUGCAGUACACAGCAGUAGUAAUGUAUCCUUCGUAUCACCAAUAGAAUUGAAUUGUUUUCAACUUUAAUUUGUUUACUGAUGGAUGUCCGCCAAAAUAGGAAGAUGACAGAGUCCGGUGUGAAUCUUUAUGAAGAAAAGGUGUCGCAUUAUACAACCAAAUUAUUGAAAAUCAAAAGGGACAUUGACUUUAUCAUCGAUUCCUCAGAAAAUAUAGAUCUUGCCCAGGGCCAGCAAAUUAUUGAUGACAUACAAAAACUGUUAGCUCGCUAUGAAGCGAAAGCUAAAAAGUUUGAACAAUUCUUACAAGGGACUCGCACAGAUCAUAGUGCCAGUGAAGAGGCAGCUCAUCGUCUCACAUCUGCAGCUUUACAUGAUAAAGUGACGUCAUUUAUAGAGCACUUACAGUCCUUGUUGCCGUCAAUUUCACACAAGAUGCUGUCAACCAGACGGUCAGGUGUUUCAGGGUCGAGUCGGUUGACUGAAAUGUUGGUAAAACAUACAGCCAAAGUUGAAAAGGCAAGAUCUCGCAUGAAAUAUGCACAAGAGGAGGCUGAAUUGAUAAAACAAGAGGCAGCUUUACAGGCAAGUAGGAAUUUAUUAAAUCUGAAGAGAGAAUUAGAAGUAGCUGAGACUGGACUUAAUGCAAUUCACAAAGCUUUUGACUUUAGAUCUUCAAAUGCUAGCAAUAAAGAUUCUGCAAGUAAGCGAGGCAGUUAUAUUGGGUCAGAGACCAAUCGUCACAUUUUGCGCUAUGUAGAGGAGAAUAAAGACAAUAAUGUAUCUCCACCUAUUAUUCCUACAGAAGAUGUUACUCAGGAUGAACCAAUAGAAACUGUUGUACAGAUUCCCUCUACUGGAGCGGCUGAUACUACACGUGUUCUUAACCCUAGUGCUGUUGCGUUUAAGCCUGAAAAUAGAAAUGAGGCAUUUGACUUAGCAAAAUUAGUGAUGAACCAGCUAGGUACCUAA